This is a messenger RNA of Entamoeba invadens IP1, 903 nucleotides long. Its product is annotated as GTPase activating protein, putative. Lineage: Eukaryota; Evosea; Mastigamoebida; Endamoebidae. The coding region runs from base 1 to 903 and encodes 300 amino acids. The transcript is spliced from 2 exons. Gene Ontology annotation, biological process: signal transduction. The record is from RefSeq and is a predicted model, not a curated record. Gene Ontology annotation, molecular function: GTPase activator activity.
AUGGGUGGUUCAAAAUCGAAGCCCAUUAACUACGCACAAAUCAAUUUAUCGACAAAACAGAUCGACCUGACCUACACGACAACGUCACAACCGUUCACUAUUCAGAACGACAGCGAGACCAAAAUCAAAUACUCAGUCGACGACUAUACCACUGCAGACUACACAAUCACAUUUGCCCCUAAGAGUGGGCAAGUCUCCCCACAUACUCCUCAUCGGAUUACAGUGACCGUCGUCUUCAAGCAAAAAGUGAAUGUUGUUGUCCCCUUUUCAAUGCACAUCGCAGCAAAGAGUGAGACGUUUAACGUCCGACUUCGUGGGGAGGACGGGGUCUUUGGAGUCGACCCAAGUGAUUUAGAGUGGGUGACUGCAGACGACCAUCACCUCCCAAAGCCACUUUCCGUCUUAAACGAGAAUUUUAUGCGUUUGGAUGGCUUCAGGAGUGAAGGGGUUUUCCGGUUGGCUGGGCAGUCUUUUUUGAUGAAAGAGAUGAAAGGUGCAAUGAACACGUCGAAAGGCGAGUUGGUCAUUGAAAAGGACUUUUCGAUCAACGAAGUCGCGAACUUAAUUAAACUUUGGUUCAGAGAAUUACCAACUCUGUGUUUGAACCCACUUUCUUCUACACAAAUCCAGGCACCUAGUAUCGAGGAAUGCUGGAAUGGGUAUUGCACGUUGCCUCAAAUGAAUCGAGACUUGUUGGAUUGGCUCUUCGCUCUUUUAAUCAAAGUCUCAAAACAUAAGGACGAGAACAAAAUGACACUGCAGAACCUCGCUAUUGUCGUCGCUCCUAAUUUGUACGAGGCAAAUUCUAGAGAUCAAAUGGAAAUGAUGAUGAUGUCCCAAAAAGCUGUACAAUUCGUUCACAACGUCCUCUUGCACUUCGAACAAACAGUACAAACGGUUUAA